This is a messenger RNA of Sclerotinia trifoliorum, 912 nucleotides long. The record is from the annotation of a GenBank genome assembly. NCBI's taxonomy places the organism in Eukaryota, Fungi, Ascomycota, Leotiomycetes, Helotiales, Sclerotiniaceae.
AUGGCUGGCCGAGCCUCCUCAGAUGACCCUUAGUAAGCAAAAUCUUUAUUUAUUUUCCUCCAUUUCUUACAGGUGUUAUACGGCUGUGGGAGAACGGACUUUCUUCUCACUUAAUCAUCCUGUACCCACUUUGCGACUUUUUGAUAUACUCCUCUUGCUAGUCCACAACAUAAUGGUCUUCCGCCCUUUUUUUAUUUCCACCCUACCCCAAUAAGCUUCAUGCCCUAAGUGCUUUCAUUUUUUCACUCCGACAUUUAUCUCCCCUUCGCUUGCUGCUAUUCGUCUCUUAUCUAAUUUUGUCAACUUCUCCAACGAUUCAUUAGUUCUAUGAGUCUAUUCCUGUCGCUUCGCUUCAACGUGUUCUGACCGUUAUCUCUCCUCGUCUAGCACGAACAAUACCUCAUCCCAGCCCCUUUCGUCCACAAGAUCCGCAGAAUCCCAAAGAAUUACUGCCUUUCGUAUCAAAAGUUACCUCGCCGAUCCAGAAACUUCUGUUCCAUUCGCAACCACGGUCAAUACUACCAGAUCCGGUGGUCAUAAACAGCUCAAUAAAGUUGCGGUCGCCGGGUACAGGAUGGGUACCUUUCUGAAAGAGUUCGAUGAGAUUUUUGAUGGUGAUGCGGCCCAGGAUAGUGGCGAUAGAAAUUAUGCUUCCAAGGAGAGAACUACCACUAGCUCUUAAAAUUCUUGCCUAGAUGGUGUGUUGGUUGAAAGUUUGGAUCUUUAAGGGAAGGUACCAGAACUAUAAGGCAGGACUUGGAUGGAGUAAGGAGAUCGCUUGAACUGAUGAUUUUAUGUAAACUUUCUGUUCUUUGACAAUUACGGUGUAUGGGAUUGAGUGGAUGGUGGCAUGCUCUAGGUGGCGUAUGUCAGGAGAAAAUAAUUUCGUUGACAAACAAUUCAAAGCUUCUC